Messenger RNA from Drosophila grimshawi, 2427 nucleotides. It is a transcript of the gene Snmp2, whose product is annotated as sensory neuron membrane protein 2. The transcript has 9 exons. The record is from RefSeq and is a predicted model, not a curated record. NCBI's taxonomy places the organism in Eukaryota, Metazoa, Arthropoda, Insecta, Diptera, Drosophilidae. Gene Ontology annotation, molecular function: scavenger receptor activity. Gene Ontology annotation, cellular component: cytoplasm; membrane. Bases 539 to 2209 code for a protein of 556 amino acids.
UAUAAAUUACAAUAUUUCUUAUAUGUAUUUUAGCCACAUACAUAUAGCAUACACAUAGAGGAAAAGCAAAGCAAAACACAUACAAAACUAAACCAAACCGAACAUAGCCCAAAAACUAACCCAAACGAACGCAUCGCAGCACAUUCAACAACUUGUUUAUUUCAAAAUAUAAGUGUAUAUAUAACAAAAAGGCAAAAAAAAACCUGAAGCGCGUAUAUAUCUUAUAAAUAGUACGCUUUGUUUCGGCACCCAACGCUAGCGACCAUCAACAACAACCACAAACUACACUACAACAACCACAAAAACUAGUGGCAGCAGCUGCUGUUUGUCUUGGCGUAGGUCAGGCAACUCCGCGAGCCCACUGAAAACCCAAUAAAUAAAUCACAAACUAUGCACUGAUUGAGCUGCCGGCAAACAGUCGCAACAAACAGCUGAGCCCCCGUCAACUAACUACUACUACUAAUACUAACUGCUCAUAAAUUGGCACAGGUUGCCGGCUGCUCUUUAGUAACUGGGCUAAAAUAUUUUCAAGCGCAAAAUGCUACACUGGUCACUGAUUGUCAGCGCCCUGGGCGUAAUUGUUGGCAUCCUUGGCGCCUACUGCGGCUGGUCCCUGUUCCCCAACAUGAUACACAAAAAGGUCGAACAGAGCGUUGUUAUACAAGAUGGUUCUGAGCAAUACAAACGUUUUGUGAAACUGCCCCAACCGCUGAGCUUCAAGGUAUAUAUAUUCAAUGUGACGAAUCCCGAAAUGAUACAACAUGGUGCCAUACCCAUUGUCGAGGAAAUUGGACCAUAUGUUUAUAAACAAUAUCGCCAGAAGAAGGUUAAGCAUUUCUCGCGAGAUGGUUCCAAGAUCUCCUAUGUGCAGAAUGUGCAUUUUGAUUUUGAUGAGGAUGCCUCAGCACCCUAUACACAAAACGAUCGCAUUGUAGCACUCAACAUGCACAUGAAUGCCUUUUUGCAAGUAUUCGAAAGAGAAAUCACUGAUAUCUUACAGGGUUUUGCAAAUAGAUUGAACUCGCGAUUGAAUCGCACGCCUGGUGUACGAGUUUUAAAGCGUCUGAUGGAGCGCAUACGAGGGAAACGUAAAUCCGUGCUGCAGAUUGGCGAGAAUGAUCCGGGUCUGGCUCUACUACUGGUGCAUCUCAAUGCCAAUCUCAAGGCAGUAUUCAAUGACCCACGCUCCAUGUUUGUGCAUACCUCAGUGCGGGAGUAUCUGUUCGAUGGAGUGCGCUUCUGCAUCAAUCCCCAGGGCAUUGCCAAGGCCAUUUGCAAUCAGAUCAAGGAGAGUGGCUCUAAGACCAUUCGAGAGCAGAGCGAUGGCAGCUUAGCCUUCUCCUUCUUUGGACACAAAAACGGCUCUGGUCAUGAUGUUUACGAGGUGCACACGGGCAAGGGUGAUCCCAUGAAGGUGCUGGAGAUUCAAAAACUCGAUGAUUCACAUAAUCUGCAUGUGUGGCUCAAUGGCAGCAACGAGGGUGAGGCUUCCGUUUGUAACCAGAUCAAUGGCACCGAUGCCUCCUCCUAUCCACCGUUUCGGCAACGCGGCGAUUCCAUGUACAUCUUCAGUGCAGACAUUUGUCGCUCCGUGGAGCUGUUCUAUCAGUCGGACAUACAGUACCAGGGCAUACCCGGUUUCCGGUACUCUAUUGGGGAGAACUUUAUCAACGACAUUGGACCCGAGCACGACAACGAAUGCUUCUGUGUCGACAAACUGGCGAAUGUGAUCAAACGCAAAAAUGGUUGCCUCUAUGCGGGUGCCCUCGAUCUGACCACCUGCCUGGAUGCGCCAGUUAUUUUGACGUUGCCUCACAUGCUGGGUGCCUCAAAUGAGUAUAGGAAAAUGAUACGAGGCCUCAAGCCAGAUGCCAAAAAACAUCAGACUUUUGUCGAUGUGCAAUCGCUGACGGGUACUCCGCUGCGGGGUGGCAAGAGAGUUCAGUUCAACAUGUUUCUGAAGAGCAUAAAUCGCAUUGUGAUUACAGAGAAUCUGACAACGGUGUUAAUGCCUGCCCUUUGGGUGGAGGAGGGUAUACAACUCAAUGGUGAAAUGGUGAAAUUCUUCAAACAGAGGCUCAUCAAUAAGCUCAAAACGCUGCACAUUGUACACUGGGCGGGUCUUUGUGGUGGCAUGGGCGUGGCAGUUCUCGGUCUCAUCUAUUACGUAUUCCAGCGGGGAAGGCCCGAGAAAGUGUUUGUGAAGUGAGAUUGGAGAAUGGAGGCUUAUUGAAAUGUUAUCAAAUGUUGUAAAUUUAAAUGUAUGUUAUUGUCAUUAUAAUUAUAAUCUGGAUGUUACAACUUGGCUCGCAUUGUCCACGAAUUUUUAUAUAUAAUUUAUUGUUUAAAUGUGAUUUUAUUAUAUUGUGAUUUAGCCUGUACUAAAAACUAUGAUUAAACUAACAAAAAUGUUGAAUAAAAUGUAAA